Cylindrotheca closterium is the source of this 588-nucleotide messenger RNA. The record is from the annotation of a GenBank genome assembly. NCBI's taxonomy places the organism in Eukaryota, Bacillariophyta, Bacillariophyceae, Bacillariales, Bacillariaceae.
AUGUGGACCCGCAUCUACGCCUGUGCCUUUAUGGUUUUGAGUUGCCUUUGGGUGACGAGUGCAUUCUUGCCCAACAACGAUCACGCUCUCAAAUCGCCCCAGAGAGCCGGGUCGAUUUUUCCGUAUCUGUCAAUGACCAACAACAACAACAACAACAAUGAUGAUGAUGAUGAUGACGAAAGCACUGCAUCCGAAUCAUCGUCAUCACCAUCAUCAACACAAGCAAGUUACCUGGAUGGUUUGACACCACCUCCACUCAACUUGAAACGUGAAUCCAUCUUGUUCAGCCCAAAUCCAUCGACCAAGAACGACAACGAAGUGCUCGAUCUAUGGAAGACUUGCAAGGAUCGUUUGCCAGCGGUCAUUACGGGCGUUUGGCCUUGGCGGUCAACACAAGUAGCCGACGCGAAUCCCAUGGGUGCCUUGUACAAUAUCGCUUUUGUCCGUUUGCCCGUAAUUGGAGUAUCGAUCGGUUACAUUCAGUACAAUCUACUCCAAGGUCAUCCACUGGUGAUGGAUAUGGGACAAGGUCCAUUCGAGAUGAGUCCUUUGAUUGUACUUUCCGUGCUGGCGCUGGUAUUGGCAUAA